Molecule: messenger RNA, 2323 nt
Organism: Drosophila busckii
Lineage: Eukaryota; Metazoa; Arthropoda; Insecta; Diptera; Drosophilidae
Product: putative helicase MOV-10
Exons: 2
Coding region: 1-2319 (772 amino acids)
Biological process (GO): regulatory ncRNA-mediated post-transcriptional gene silencing
Cellular component (GO): cytosol; P granule
Molecular function (GO): 5'-3' RNA helicase activity; RNA binding
Source: RefSeq, a predicted model, not a curated record
AUGCAAAAUUUAAGCUUGUACUCACCCAGUCAAUCAAUGCUUAAGGCAGCAGCUCAACGAUUCAAUGAUCAAAGCCUCACAGAUGGAAAUCCAAUAUUUGCCGACUACAUAGACACACUGCAGUUAUACGAAGACAAUGAGUGCGAGGUGCUGCGUACUCUAGUGGGCAUUGAGGACUUAUCCGACAUGCAGCAGUUUGUCAAGCUAAUGGAGAGUGAGGUGAUCGUGCAAAUGCUUUCAAUUCAAAACUUUAAAAUUCCAUUGACCAAGAAGGAGGUAAACCCUGAAGAUGUACUGACGGCUGACAUAGAUGAAUUGGUGCUGGUGCCUAGAGAUAGUUUGGUGGAAUGUCCAAUGCCCAAGCAACUGCUACAGACACAGCUGCCGCACAAGCAUGAACAUAUUAAAGCAAACGACCCAAGGCGCCGUUUUGUUGGCACUAUUGUUGAAGUGAAACGCAACAGUGUGACCUUUGAGUGCAGCAAGCUUAAAGGUAUGCCGCUAGCUGGAAGAUAUCUUGUAAUUUUUCGUUCCUCGCGCAUUACCUAUCGCCUCAUGUAUGACGCACUCGAUCAGCUUGAACAUGAUGAUGCAACACGUCGCUAUUUAUUUCCACGCGAUUACCAAUGGAUAAGUGCAAGAAAUCCACAGCCUGCACUUAGGUUAAUCAAUCCAACUAUUUCUUCAAAUGCUGAACAACUUCAGGCUGUCAGUCAAAUUGUUGCAGGACCCAGUACAUUGGCUCCAUAUAUAAUCUUUGGGCCACCAGGCACUGGAAAAACUACUACCAUUGUUGAGGCCAUACUUCAAUUGCACUUGAACCCUAAAAAUCGAAUACUCGUUGCAGCGGGGUCCAACUCUGCCUGCGAUACGAUCGCCGUAAAGUUGUGCGCCCACUUUGAGAAACACGCAGUGAGCCCACUGCCUGUGGUACGUUAUUAUUCAAAAACAAGACUGAAGAUUGUUGAACAUACAAUGCCAGCGCUGCUAAAGAAAUAUUCCAAUUGCCAGUACCAGUACUGCCAGAAGGCUAAGAAGUUGAAAAACGUAUAUAAAAGCUUUGGAUCGGUUAUCACCAAAAUUAAUGUGGCCACACUCUGCUCCACUCGUGUGAUGCUGCUGCAAGCACCAGACACUCAGUUUACGCAUAUUUUUAUUGACGAAGCUGCCGCUUCUACAGAGCCAGAAGCACUUAUGAGCAUUGUGGGCUUGAAGCGCAAGAACACGCAUGUUAUACUCUCUGGUGAUCACAAGCAGCUUGGUCCCGUUAUUAAGUGUCAGCGUGCUGUAGAGUUGGGUCUGGGCCAAUCCCUUAUGGAGCGACUGAUGCUGCGUAAGGUCUAUGAUACGAAUGACUUUGGCGAGUACAACAUUAGAUUGCAGACACGACUGCGCCGCAACUAUCGCUCUCAUCCGGCUAUUGUGGCGCUCUACAAUGAGCUCUAUUACAAUGGCGAGCUUUUAGCCAAGGCACCCCUCCAGCAGGUUAACCAGGCAGCCCAAUGCAGCUUGUUGCGCAACAAGCAGUCUCCCAUUAUAUUUCAUGCAGUCUCUGGUGAAACAACACGUGAAACGAACUCCACCAGCAGCUACAAUGACCCGGAGGCGCUCGUGGUCUGCUGGUAUGUGGAGCAGUUGCUCAAGAAAGGACUGAGCGAUCAGAUCAGUGUGAAACAGGAGGACAUUGGUGUGGUAUCUCCAUAUCUGGCGCAAUGUCGGCUUGUGACUCGCUUGCUCCGCCAGCGUGGCCAAGCCCAGGUGGAGGUGGGCUCCGUGGAAAGCUAUCAGGGACGUGAGAAACUUAUCAUUAUUGCCACGCUAGUGUGCUCAAAAGGCUAUGCCUCCGGCUUUGCCACCAAUCCGCGUCGCAUUAAUGUUUUUCUCUCGCGACCCAAAUCGCUUUUAAUAAUAAUUGGCAAUCCCCAAAGUUUAAAUUCCAAAAAAGAUUUCCAGUACAUUUUUAAGCAGUGUAACUUGCAAGGAAAUCUCUACACUGAAAAACCAAAUGAAAAUAAACCUAAAAAUGAGCUGAAAACAAGUGUCAAUGAAAACAAAGCAAGCUUCGCAAAUACAAAUAAGAACGUUGAAGUUUUGAAACCGUAUAAUACAAGCAAUAUUAAAAUUGACAAUAAAAUCGUAGUCAACACAACGCGUGCAACUGUGAUAAGCCCUGUGAGAAGCCCUGUGAGAAGCCCUGUGCUCCGACAAGCGUAUUCUAACUAUGACUAUGAUUAUAACUAUGAUUCCUAUCCCAAUAGAUAUACUUCCCCUACCUUGAAAGAGCGAAAGAUAGAGUCGAGUAAAUGCACUAUAUUGUAACUAC